Paramecium octaurelia is the source of this 1966-nucleotide messenger RNA. Lineage: Eukaryota; Ciliophora; Oligohymenophorea; Peniculida; Parameciidae. The record is from the annotation of a GenBank genome assembly.
AAGUCUUCCUGUAAUAGAAAAAUGUCGAUUUCAUCGUUAAAUAGGAAAAUGAAUUAGUUAUUAAAUUCCAUUUUAGGAAAAUAGGAGGAAUGCAUAAGAUUAAAUAUUCUGGAUUUGUAUAAUAGCGUUCUCGAUCCUGAAUUUGAUGAAUAUUUAUUUUAACUCUGGUAGUUACUAUUACAUUAGUUUAGUUAUCUCUUCUAUGUUACUGAUAAUAAAUAAAUAAAGGAGCUACUUUAUAAUUAUGCUUUUUAAAAUACUGCACAUUUUUUUAGAUUAGAAUGGAUGCUAAAAGCUUUGAAUGAAGACUCCAAGUGUGUAAAAGUGAAGAGUGGCUUUUCUACAUUUUUGAAAGUAUUUUCGAAGAAAUAUUUCUUAGUAAUUGGAAACUGAGUUUACUUCUCAAUAUUGGAAUUUAGCAGGGAAAUCAUAAAAAAGUAAAAAUUACAAUUUAUAAUCUUAGCCAAAUUGGUAAAUAGUCCAUCAAUUUAUAAAGAUAAACAGGAUCAAAUAAUAUUCAAUUUGAUUGAAUAAAGCUUGAGAUUGAAAAAAAUAGAUAUAGAAAAAUAGAAGGAUCAUAUGAAAUCUUUUUUAAUGGUCAUAAAUCAAAUGAUAACAAGUUUAAGAUUUUCUGGGCAACCGGAAUUUUGUGGUUUAACUAUUCCGUUAAACUGUGACAAUGUAGAUUCUUUUUUAAUAGUAAAUUUACUUGAAGAUGAGUUUACUUGUUUCAAUACAGCAAAAAGAGUUCCUUAUAAGAUUAUCAUAGAAACAGUGAAGUAAGUGUAAAUAAAUGAACAAUUAGUCCUUCAGAAUUGGAGUUGAUACAAAAUAUUAAUGAAUUAAGUUAGAAUAAAUUGCCAUAGCUGAUUCCUAUAUAUGACAUAGAAAAGGAAAUGAAAAGUAUUUCUUAGGUCAAAAUAUAUUAACAAUAUAAUAUCGAGGAAUUAAAGAAGUAUUAAUUGUUAUUAGUUUUUUAUAGAUUGGCCUUAAGAAAAAUAGAUUUUCAAAGAAUGCAAAACUUGCAAAGGUAGAGCAAGAUUGCUGAAAAGGAUGUACAUGUUUCCAGAUCUUCAAACUCUUCGAUUUGGGGUGAGGAUUGGAAUAUUACAAAGUAAAAGAUAAAAUAAAAUUCACUAUAUGGGAAAUUGAAAACUCAUGAAGUUAGAUAGAUUAUCAUAAAAGGAGGUGAUGAUCUCAGAAGCGAGCUCUUAAUUAUGUAGAUGAUGAGAAAAAUUAAUGAAAUAUUCAAGCAGAAGAAAUAUAAUCUUUAUCUUCGACCUUAUGAUAUUAUUCUGACAUCUCCAAAUAGUGGUAUAUUGGAAUUCAUACCAAAUACUGUUUCUAUUGAUAAGAUUAAAAGAGAACAUUAAGGAAUCUCGUUGAGAAAAUUUUACGAAAUGAAUUUUGAUAACUUUCAAGAGGCUCAAAAGAACUUUGCUGAAAGUUUGGCGGCAUACUCAUUAAUUUGUUACCUAUUCUAAUUAAAAGACAGACACAAUGGGAAUAUUUUAAUCGAUAAUUAAGGCCACAUAAUUCACAUAGACUUUGGUUUUGUAUUGACAUUGACUCCAGGUAAUAUUGGUUUUGAGUCAGCUCCAUUUAAAUUAAUAAGUGAGUAUGAGGAAUUAUUAAAUGGUAAGGACAGUGAUAUGUUUAUGUAUUACAAAGUUAUGAUAUAUUCAGGUAUGUAUUAAUAUUUAAUUUUAUAGGUCUUGCUAUUUUGUAAGAGAACAUUACAGAAUUAAUAACCUUUGUAAAAUUAAUUAAUUUCAGUCCAAAUCAUAACCUGUUGAAUUGCUUGGAGAAUUUUAGUAUCAAUGAAUUCAAGAAAAGAUUUUAUGAAGAUGUUGAUUAAAAGAAACUCUUUGAGGUAGCCGAUAAUUUGAUCAAGCAAUCUAGCAAUUCUGUGAAGACCAUGUUAUAUGAUUAUUUUCAAUUCUAAUCCAAUACUAUUUAUUAUUGA